ACCCACAAAGAACCACAGUGACCGUGGCUCCUGUCCAAAAGUGUUAACAAAAGAAGAAAAACAAUGUCGUUGUCAUUCAUAUGGUCAGCUUUAUUUAUGAGUUAGUGUGUUUUCGGAGUUCACACGCACACACACCCACAGCAAGAGGCUGGGCGUGUUCACCGAGUUGACACAACGUGCGUACACAUAACACAGAAACAGUCCAUGACAAAGCUCAGUGCAAGUUUGCGACCAACUUUUCUCACAUGGAGCCAACGGAGACGGUCCGCUAAAAGGCAAUGGAGGCAGAUGUAGAGGCCGAGGGUGGCGUGGGAUCGCUAGACCUAAGCUAUUUGACAGAGGAGGAGCAGGACAACAUCUUGCAGGUGCUGCGGCGAGACAUGGAGCUGCGACAACAUGAAGAAGGGCGCAUAAGGAUGCUGGCGCGGUCUAGAGUCGACCCGGCGCAGCUGCACUCGCAGUCUGGGGCGUGGUUCCGUGAGGCGUCCAGCAGGCGGCACCGAAAUAGAGUAUCCGGCACGGAGCUGGUGCGUGCCACCAUACGACGGCGAGAGCCCAAGGCCAAGGUAACAGCGGCUUCAGUGGUCAGCAUGCAAAAUGGCGAAGGUGAGGUGGAGGAGGAGGAUGAACCAUCCAGCAGCCCUUCUUUGCAGGUGGCGGAGGAGACGCGAUUGAUUGAGUCGAGAGAGGACAGCCCACAUUGUCCAUCCGGUUCUGGCUCCACACCCAGUAGGAAAAGAACUGGAACGAGGGAAGUCCAUCCACAUAACAAGAGGGAGUCUGUGUCUCUGGGCAGUAUCCUAACAGACCAGGAACCUUCAUCUUUGCAAAAAAACCCUCAUUUCCACUCCAGCUAUUCGCUUAGUGGCGGCAUGAUGAGCCUGUUCAGCUCGGGGGUGUUUGGAGUGGUGGAGGUGCGUGGCCGCGUCCAGUUCUCCCUGGCCUAUGACCGCCACAAGGGAGAGCUAUGCGUCAAAGUGCACCGCUGCGAGGACAUCUCGGCGGCUACUGACGACAACCGUUCUGACCCAUACGUCAAAUGCUACCUGCUGCCCGACAUGUCUAGUCGCGGUAAGAGGAAAACGGCAGUGAAGAAGCGGACGCAGAACCCUGUUUUCGAGCAGACGCUGAAAUACAAAGUGCGCGAAAACGAGUUGAAAAGCCGGACAUUGAAUCUGUCGGUGUGGCACUCGGAGCCCCUGGCCAGGAAUGUGUUUCUGGGCGAGGCGGAGGUGGUGCUGGGCCUCUGGGACUGGGAUUUCAUGCAGCCGCUUUGGCAAGACCUGCAGCCACGGUUCUACUUGAGGCCAGACAGCGUGAGGAGUCGUGGGACUCUGUUGUUCUCCAUCAAGUUCAUCCCAGAGGAAUUUGAGGGUGGUCUGCCCCUCACGGGGGAGCUUCACAUUUGGCUUCAAGAGGCUCAGGGCCUGAUGUCCAAAAAAGGGGGCGCUCUUGACUCAUUUGUGAGAAGUUACAUCCUUCCGGACGUCGGCUGCCAGAGCGGCCAGAAGACACAGGUGGUAAAGCGCUCCGUGAGCCCGUCGUACAACCACACCAUGGUGUACGACGGUUUCCAGAGCAGCGACCUGGAGGAGGCUUGCGCCGAGCUGAGCGUGUGGCAGCGCGAGGGCUUCAAGGUGCACAUGAUCGGCGGGAUUCGCCUCAGCUGCGGGACAGGUCAAAGUUACGGCGAAAAGGUCAAGUGGAUGGACUCCACGGAUGAAGAAAUCUCUGUGUGGACUUCUAUGAUCAGAAACCCUAACCACUGGAUCGAAGCCGCGCUGCCCAUCAGGACAAACUUGACGCAUCGCCCCACCAAUUGAUGUGCGUGUGCCGCACAUGGACUGAAAAGACUUUAUGUAGCCCUUUUAAAUAAUUCCUUCCAGAGUAGAUUUUGUUAAAUGAAAGAGGCAGAUAAGACUUUGCCUGCAUUUACUUGUGUAGUUGUGACCAUGUGAUCUUCCUUGUUAUGUGAUUAAAUGUUCAACCUGUUUUUCCUGCUUGCUUAUUAACGGUCGCUUUUUUAAAAUGCAAAAUUGUAAGCAAGUUACACUAAAAAUGCAACAUUUGUCUGGGGCUAUCAAUUUUUUUCCUUCAUAGAAAUGGACAAAUAGUGAGAAAUUAUUUAAAAAUCUUGUUUAUUGCUAAUCCUGGUUGAAAUGUGUUGUCAAACUACCGUAGAUGUAAAAUAAAGACAAUGAGACCUUGUUUAAGUCCAUUCUGCGCAAUGCAAAUCGGAUAGUGUAACCGUUUUCAACAAAUGGUGGAGAAACAUACCUAGUUAAUAUGGCAAUUAUCAGGCAUAUUCUUUAUCUUCUGUGAAGAACAACUAGUACAUUUUUGAACGGCUCCAUGUACUGUAUAUCCUAUGUGUGUAUUGUGCUGCCCCCAAGUAGCCAAGGCACACAAACCGGAAUAUUCAACAUAAAAUCCAUUGUAUUCAAUUGGAGCAAAAAUAUUCUAAGGUUUUUCUACGAGGGCUACGAGGGACAGAAACAAAUGAACAUACAAUACAUUCACCUGUGAUUGGGCAGGUCUACAGAAAACUCAUGAUUCAUACAGUAGAGCAGACAUGUCCAAAGUCCGGCCCGGGGGCCAAAUGCGGCCCGUGGUCAAAUUUAGCCUCUGUCAUAAAAUCAAUAACGUCUGGCUCGCACACAGACUUAAUAAAUUGGUCAGCAGAACUUCUACCAGCAUAUGAAGUAGCUUACACACGAAAUGCUGCUUCUCAAUUACCCCUCUAAAAGGCAGCAGCACUCUAAGCACCAUUCCCAAUUUUCUAAAAUCGCGGCAAUCAACUAAAAGAAGAAAUUUGACCGAGACGGCCGACGCUUCAAGGAUAGGUAGAAAUUGGACUAUUUCUUCACUAAAAUACGCGACAACUGUGUCUGCCUCAUUUGCAAAGAGACAGUCGCCAUUUUUAAAGAGUUCAAUGUGAGGCGAUAUUACCAAACAAGACACGCUGACAUGCAUGACAAGAUUACAGGAAAGAUACGUAGUGACAAAUUGAAGCAACUUUAAGCUAGUUUAAUUUUACAGCAGCAGUAUUUCGCAAGAGCCCGAGAGUCGAAAGAGAACGCCACAAAGGCUAGUUGCAAGAUUGUUCAAAUUAUUAAUUAAAAAAAAAAUAAAGCAAAUGUGACACAGAAUGGCUUGCUAAAAUUUGCUUAAAUAUAUUGUUCUACAUAAAGGAUGUCAGCCAAGGUCGGCCCCCCACAUUUUUACCACACCAAAUCUGGCCCCCUUUGCAAAAAGUUUGGACACCCCUGCAGUAAAGCAAUGUUAAUUAAGGGACUGUAACUGUAAAGUGGUACUCUUGAGUUUAAUUGUGCUGUACAAAUAAAUUUGCCUUCUACCCCCUCCUAGUUAAAAUAAAUUGGUGUUCUCUAAAUGUUUUUGACCUGGGCAAGCAGUGA
Messenger RNA from Corythoichthys intestinalis (scribbled pipefish), 3416 nucleotides. Its product is annotated as synaptotagmin-like protein 1. Bases 279 to 1823 code for a protein of 514 amino acids. Gene Ontology annotation, molecular function: small GTPase binding; neurexin family protein binding. NCBI's taxonomy places the organism in Eukaryota, Metazoa, Chordata, Actinopteri, Syngnathiformes, Syngnathidae. The record is from RefSeq and is a predicted model, not a curated record. The transcript is spliced from 13 exons. Gene Ontology annotation, cellular component: exocytic vesicle; plasma membrane. Gene Ontology annotation, biological process: exocytosis; intracellular protein transport.